Messenger RNA from Pochonia chlamydosporia 170, 2451 nucleotides. Its product is annotated as aconitate hydratase, mitochondrial precursor. The transcript has 2 exons. Bases 1 to 2451 code for a protein of 816 amino acids. The record is from RefSeq and is a predicted model, not a curated record. Gene Ontology annotation, cellular component: mitochondrion; cytosol. Gene Ontology annotation, biological process: tricarboxylic acid cycle. Gene Ontology annotation, molecular function: 4 iron, 4 sulfur cluster binding; aconitate hydratase activity. Lineage: Eukaryota; Fungi; Ascomycota; Sordariomycetes; Hypocreales; Clavicipitaceae.
AUGGCCCCAAUUGAAUUGGCCAGUCGCUCAGGCGGUGCCAUGACGACCCUCUUGCGUCGUGCAGCCCGCACCUCCGGCUCCGGAGCACAUGCAUCAACAGCCUCAACCUCAACAUCACUGCUCACCCAACGUCGACAAUUUUCGAGCGUCAAGUCCCUCCCGCCCACCUACGAGAAGCUCUUCACCAAGUACACCGAUGUUCGAAAGGUCCUCGGCUCGCAGCGUCUCACGCUCGCCGAAAAGAUCCUAUACAGCCACCUCGACAACGUGGAGGAGAGUCUGCUGACCAACACGUCCAAUGGGCGUGACAUCCGCGGCAAUGCCAACCUGCGUCUGAAGCCGGACCGUGUCAACAUGCAGGAUGCGUCUGCGCAGAUGGCCCUGCUGCAAUUCAUGUCGUGCAAUCUUGAGCGGCCUGCCAUCCCGGCCAGCAUCCACUGCGACCAUUUGAUCGUGGGCUCCAAGGGCGCGGGGGAUGAUCUCGAGGCUGGCAUCGCCGCGAACAAGGAGGUGUUUGAUUUUUUGGAGAGCGCUGCCAAGAAGUAUGGCAUGGACUUUUGGCCGCCUGGCGCGGGAAUCAUCCACCAGACUGUGCUGGAGAAUUAUGCGUUGCCGGGGUUGAUGAUGCUGGGGACGGAUAGCCACUCGCCUAAUGCGGGUGGUUUGUGUACCGUGACGAUUGGUGUUGGUGGUGCUGAUGCCGUGGAGGCGUUGGUCGGCGCGCCCUGGGAACUGAAGGCUCCCAAGAUUCUUGGCGUCGAGUUGACUGGCAAACUUGGGGAUUGGGCGUCGCCGAAGGAUGUGAUAUUGAGGUUGGCGGGCGAGUUGACGGUUCGUGGUGGAACGGGCUCCAUCAUUGAGUACUUUGGCGAGGGUGUUGAGACGUUGAGCUUGACGGGCCAGUCGACGAUUUGCAACAUGGGAGCUGAGGUUGGCGCCACUACUUCAAUCUUCCCGUACACGCAGGCUUCUGCUCGGUACCUCCAGGCUACUCGUCGUGCGCAGGCUGUCGAGAACGUCAAUGCCCUGCAGAGCUUCCCUGAUCCUGGAGCUCCUGAGGACGCUCGCUUCCAGUUCAAGGCUGACGCAGGCGCUGAAUAUGACCGCGUUAUCAAGAUCAACCUGUCUGAGCUGGAGCCUCACAUCAACGGUCCCUUUACCCCAGAUCUCGCCACUCCGCUCAGCAAGUUCAAGGAUACCGUCAAGGACCAGCAGUGGCCCGAGAAGUUAUCAGCCGGCCUGAUUGGCAGCUGCACCAACAGCUCGUACGAGGAUAUGACCCGCGUGGAGAGCUUGCUCAAGGAAGCCGCCGAGGCAGGACUCAAGCCCGCUGCCGAUUUCUACAUCACCCCCGGCAGCGAACAGAUUCGCGCCACUCUAGAACGUGACGGAACGUUGGAGACUUUCGAAGGCGCCGGCGGCAUCUUGCUAUCCAACGCCUGCGGUCCCUGCAUCGGCCAGUGGAAGCGACAAGACGGCGUCGAAAAGGGAACCUCCAAUGCCAUCCUAUCGUCAUACAACCGCAACUUCCGCGGCCGCAAUGACGGCAACCCCGAAACCAUGAACUUCCUCGCCUCGCCUGAAAUCGUUACCGCCAUGGCCUUUGCCGGCUCAACUACCUUCAACCCCGUCACCGACACCCUCAAGACCCCAUCCGGCAAGGACUUCAAGUUCUCCCCGCCCCACGGCCUCGAAGGUCCCCAAACCCCCUUUGAAUCCGGCGUCCCCUCUCUCGGCGUCCUCUCCCAAGAAGCCGAUCCCUCCGUCAAGGUCGCCAUCUCCCCGACCUCCGAACGCCUCGCCUUCCUCGAGCCCUUCCCCGCCUUCCCGCAGUCCGACCUCAGCGGCCUCAAAGUCCUCGUCAAAGUAACCGGCAAAUGCACCACCGACACCAUCUCCGCCGCCGGCCCCUGGCUCAAAUACAAGGGCCACCUCCCUAACAUCUCCACCAACACGCUCAACACAGCCAUCAACGCCGAGACGGGCGAAGUCAACGCCGCCUACGACCUCGACGGCUCCAAGCACACCAUCCCCGAACUCGCAGAGCUCUGGAAGACCCGCGGCCAGGAAUGGCUCGUCGUCGCAGAGCACAACUACGGCGAGGGCUCGGCGCGAGAACACGCCGCCCUGCAGCCGCGGUAUCUUGGCGCAAGGGUCGUUCUCACCAAGAGCUUUGCUCGAAUCCACGAGACGAAUCUGAAGAAGCAGGGUGUUGUGCCGUUGACGUUUGCCAACGAAGCCGACUACGAUAAGAUUGCUGCGGGGGAUGAAGUCAGCACGGUGGGCUUGUAUGACAUGUUGAAGAAUGAGGGCAAGGGCGAUGUGCAGCUUAAAGUGAAGAAGAGCACUGGCGAGGAGAUUCUCAUCCCAACUAACCAUGCUGUUACUAGGGAUCAGGCUGGGUUUAUUUUGGCUGGUAGUGCGUUGAACUUGCUUUCAAAGGGAAUUUGA